AUGGCACCACGACCUCCCCCGCCAGCAGUCACCGAUCCGCCAAAGCCCGGCGCCAUCACCAACCCCGCCGUGGAACAGAAGAUUGGCCAGGCGACCUCCGUCAUCAUCCCUCUCCUCGAGUUCGGCGCGGUGGGCUACGAAACCUGGGUCUUUGUGUACCUGAUCUGUAUAAAAUACCUUAUCAACCCAUCGGACCAGAUACAGCGCGACUUCAACAUCCAACCUCGGCGGUCCACCGGCAUCGCGCUCAUCGUCGUAUACGCCCUUCUCAUGCUCUUCCUCACCAUAACAUGGCUGCGCCUCCUACAAAUGAUAUGGUCCAGGCCUGAUAUUGUUCCAUUCGGAAACACUGCGCAAGAGAAGGAACAUGCGAGCACUAGGGACUUUGCAUUCGACCAGUACGACGCAUUUGUUUGCGACUACCAAGGGCUACCGCUCUGGUGCGACAAGUGCCACAACUGGAAACCGGACAGAACACAUCACUGUAAGGAGUUGGGCCGAUGUGUAAGGAAGAUGGACCAUUACUGCCCUUGGGCGGGAGGAAUUAUAGGAGAGUCAACGCACAAGUUCUUUAUGCAAUUUGUAGCAUACGCGGCGCUGUACACGACUUUUACUUGGAUCGUGGUGGCUAUUUUCCUAGCGGAGCGCAAUUCAAAGAUGGGCUCACGGCCCGGUACUUGGAUUGGCGCUCUCGCAGUAGGGGUACUGUUCAGCCUCUUCAGCUUUACCAUGUCCUGUAUGACAGGCUGGAACCUCAUGAUAAACUACACCUCGGUCGAAGGCAUCCAACGCGGGGGCAUCCAUAACAUUGCCUUUCUCGUUUCCCAGCCAUCUCGCCGUUCGAGUACCACUCUUCCACCAGGAACGCCACCGUUGCCGUCCGGAAAGGCUCAUAAGAAGAACUCUGACAGGACUACAGAAGGAGAAAGGGUUGAAGAGGACUGGCCUAUUCUGACUACCGUAACUCGUGCUUCCAAGCGCUCCUACGUGGUGAUGCAGACAAAGCCAUUCGAACACCCUUGGUACACGAGCCUCAUGCAGGGCUGGAAAGAUACCAUGGGCAACGGUAUACUCGACUGGUUACUUCCAUUUAAGCAGAGCCCGUGCAAAAACCGGAGUCACAGAGGCGAGUUCGCUUGGGGAGAAGUGGUAUACGACAUGGCGCGGAUGUACGAAGAAAAGCAUCCCGAAGCGCGACUCGCGUUGCUUCACGGGUCAAGCAGGCGGUAA
Messenger RNA from Bipolaris sorokiniana ND90Pr, 1230 nucleotides. RefSeq lists its product as uncharacterized. NCBI's taxonomy places the organism in Eukaryota, Fungi, Ascomycota, Dothideomycetes, Pleosporales, Pleosporaceae. Bases 1 to 1230 code for a protein of 409 amino acids. Gene Ontology annotation, cellular component: endoplasmic reticulum; Golgi apparatus. The record is from RefSeq and is a predicted model, not a curated record. The transcript is spliced from 2 exons. Gene Ontology annotation, molecular function: protein-cysteine S-palmitoyltransferase activity. Gene Ontology annotation, biological process: peptidyl-L-cysteine S-palmitoylation; protein targeting to membrane.